UCACAUACCUAAUAGUUAUUACAUUCUCUUCUCUAUAUUUCUAAACCUACAAACUAUGGAUAAUAAUAAUCUCGCACUUCUUCUUUUGAAGAGAAGGGAAGAAGAGGAGUUUGAGUUCAUGAAUUUCGUUCAUCCAAUAACAAGUAGUGAUGAAAUAUCAGAGAGAAGACGUAUUCACACAUCUAUUCUUACUGGUGCAAUGUAUGUUCAAGAAGUUCUUGAAGGCCAUGAAGAACGAUGCAAAAGAGAGUUUCGAAUGGAGACUCAUGUUUUUAAAGCACUGGUCAAAUGCUUGAAGGAUAAAAGACUUAUUUCAGAUACGAAAUAUGUCAGCGUGGAAGAGCAGGUAGCCAUGUUUUUAUUUAUCUUGUCUAAAAAUGCAAGUAAUCGUACCGUACAAGAGCGUUUUCAACAUAGUGGGGAAACAGUAAGCCGUCAUUUUCGAGCGGUGUUAGAAGCAGUUACUAUACUCACUGAAGAUUUAAUUCAACGACCAUUGGCAAUCACUCCAUCGAAUAUCCGAUGGAACAAUAAGUUUUAUCCUUAUUUUGAGGAUUGCAUUGGGGCUAUUGAUGGAACUCACAUUCCUAUAACAAUUGCGACGAGCUUGCAAGAACCAUAUCGUAAUCGAAAACAAACAUUAUCUCAAAAUGUUAUGGUUGCAUGUGAUUUUAAUCUUCGUUUUGUUUAUGUAAGAGCUGGUUGGGAAGGUUCAGCAUCAGAUGCGAGGAUAUUACAAGACGCCUUAAACAAUGGUUUUACAAUUCCACGUGGAAAAUAUUAUUUAGUUGAUGCAGGUUAUGCUAAUACACCAAGUUUUAUUGCUCCAUAUCGCGGCAUACGAUAUCAUUUAAGAGAGCAAGGUGCAACUAAUGAGAAGCCAAAGGAUUAUAAAGAAUUAUUCAAUCUUCGUCAUUCACAACUCAGAAAUCAUGUCGAGCGUAUUAUUGGAGUUGUAAAAAUGCGUUUUCCAAUUUUAAAGACAGCUACAUAUCAUUCUAUCGAUAAUCAAACUGACAUUGUGACGGCUUGUUGUGUAUUGCAUAAUUUUAUCCGAAAUCGUAAUGGGACGGAAGAUUGGUUGAAUGAUGGCAUUUCAGAAAUCAGAAAUCAUGAAAUUAUCGAUGUGCCAGAUGGGGAUGAGGAAUAUGCUGAGGAUAUUGACUCUAUGAAUAAUCAACGCAGAGCAGGCAAUUUUAAGCGUGAAGAAAUUGCAAAAAAAAUGUGGACUGAUUAUAUAGCUAGACACCAAUCUAGGAGGAAUUCUUGAUUGUUA
Molecule: messenger RNA, 1276 nt
Organism: Ananas comosus (pineapple)
Lineage: Eukaryota; Viridiplantae; Streptophyta; Magnoliopsida; Poales; Bromeliaceae
Product: putative nuclease HARBI1
Exons: 2
Coding region: 56-1270 (404 amino acids)
Source: RefSeq, a predicted model, not a curated record